Acipenser ruthenus (sterlet) is the source of this 1203-nucleotide messenger RNA. RefSeq names its product opsin 9 (gene opn9). The record is from RefSeq and is a predicted model, not a curated record. Gene Ontology annotation, cellular component: membrane. Gene Ontology annotation, biological process: G protein-coupled receptor signaling pathway. The transcript has 6 exons. Gene Ontology annotation, molecular function: G protein-coupled receptor activity. Lineage: Eukaryota; Metazoa; Chordata; Actinopteri; Acipenseriformes; Acipenseridae.
GUCAUGUCAGAGAACACCGAUCCGCCCUGCGUGUGGAACGCAUCGGAAAACACAUCUCUAUUUCAAGAGCCCGCGGCAGAGUUCAAAUCCACGCUGAGCCCUCAGUGUGACGUGGCUAUCGGGGUGUUUUUAAUCAUCACAGGUUCUCUCUCUCUCUUGGGGAAUGGUGUGGUGGUGAUCACAUUCUUGCGGCGGUGUAAACGCCUCAAGCCUCCGGAGCUGAUGGCAGUGAAUCUGGCAGUGUGCGAUUUUGGCUACUCCCUGCUGGGGGCGCCAUUACUCAUCUACUCCAGUUUCUCUCAUGCGUGGUGGUUCGGCUGGCGCGGGUGCCGCUGGUAUGGUGUGCAGGGCUUCGUGUUCGGGAUCGGGAGCCUCCUCACCACCAUGCUGAUCAGCAUCGACCGCUGCCUCAAGAUCUGCAGCUUCCAAUACGGUCAGUGGGUCGAGCAGCGCCACAUUGCCCUGCUGGUUCUGCUGGUCUGGAUCUACACGACUGCCUGGGCCAUUCUGCCCGUCCUCGGGUUCGGCAGUUAUGGACCAGAACCGUUUGGGAUCAGCUGUACCAUUGACUGGUGGUCAUUCUGAUCAUGGUGUUCUGAUCAUGGUGUCAUUCUGAUCAUGGUGUUCUGUUUUGGGGUCCCCGUGCUCACCAUCAUUCUGUGUUACCUCAAAAUCAUCUGGGAGGUGCGUGCCUCGUCCAGAUCCCUCGCUGAGAUCUCAGCCAGCGACGUGACGGCCAGUGACAAAGAGAUGAGGCUCACCAAGAUCGCUGCUGUUAUCUGCUCGUCGUUCCUCCUCGCCUGGACCCCCUACGUCAUCGUGUCUCUCUACUCCAUGCUGCUGCCCUCUCCCCCUGCCCCCCUGUCCAGUGCUCUCCCUUCUCUCAGUGUCCUCCCUGCUCUCUUUGCGAAGUCACACUGCAUGCUGAACCCGUUCAUCUACCAGCUGAUGAACCGCGAGUUCCGUCGGGAUGUGCGCGGCCUGUUCGGAUUGUCCAGGUGGGGCGGGGGGGUCUCGCGGGGGGGCUCCCGCAGCCUCUACUACUCCUCCUCCAGCCAGCAACAGCACCGCCCAUGCCGCGGCACUGACGCUACCCUGCACGGCCAGCAGGGGUCGCUGUGCUCUGUCUCCCUGGAGAUAGCCGGGCUCGACACUUUAUGGAAAAGGGGGAGAGGCAGGCCUUCAUGCGCCCCAGCAGCAUAG